CCCCUUUUGCAUUUUGGCCCAAGCCUAUAAAGGACCGCUGUAUAAAGAAUCCUUAGCAUUAGCGACUGCUUGAAGGACCUCUGACCACUCAUCUAGAAGCGCUUCAUGCUCGUUUCCCUGACUCUUGUAAGCUAUGAUCUCAUUACUGUAGGAAAUUGCUUUUCAAUAGCCACGAGGGCAGCCAAAACAGCAAGUCUGCAUCGUGUCAUAUUCCAUCCAAAACCCUGGGUCCUUCCCAGGGUCUUUUUGCAGUUUUUGAGCGGGUGCCAAUAAGCAGCUCGGCGUUGAAUAGAAGAGUGGUAGAGUCGAUUUGCGCAGCUCAGACUGUAGCUGCUAGGCGGCGCCAGCUGGACUCAAAGCACGCCAAGGCAUACUGCAAUAAAAUUAAAAGCACCAUUGAACACUCCUGACCUAUGUUCAGAAAGGUGCAGUUUUACCACACAGAGAUGCGCAAACUUAGUUCGUCGGCAAGUCAGCUACACCGGCUAGUAGCACAACUAGCUACGAGUGUCAGUGUUGAAACGGCUAAGGCUAGCUCGUUCUUCUGAAAUGAACAUUAGAGGGAGCGGAGCAAGGGGCUCUAGCCCCUUUAGCUGGAUUCCCUUUUGACACCUCGGUUCGUUUACUGGGGAUUGCUUCUGGCAUAAGUAGGAUGAAGAGCAUGGCGCCUGCGCUUCUGCUGAGCUGUGUGCUGAUUCUCCUGUUGUGCCACGUGGCUCAAGCUCAGCCACAGAGUGCCGCCACCCCGAUGAGCGGCGCGGCCCCUAGCGACCCCCUGCCACCGGCCCUGAGGGCGAAACUGGACAAUGUAUCACUCCUGGUCGAUAACUACAUUGACCUCAACUACGGGUUCUGCAUCAAGAGCGCGGCAGAGGAGAAGCCACUCACGUUCGACUUCAACCAAGACGCGCAAAGCAUCCUGGCAUGCGACAUAGAAGGCCGCCUCGGCGACCGGCUAUGCAGCGACGGCGAGCUCCGCUCCUACUUCGCCACCGACCCGCGGAGGAGUCCCCCGGAAAACGUGAACUGCAACGCGGACUCGUAUCUGGUCGCGUGCAACCCGGGGUUUGCGAGCAGCCUCGACGCGGCAAGCGCCACGCGCAACUUCACCGUCCCGCCAAAGUACCCGCAGGACAUCCCGCGGCGGAUCGACGACUACGCGCCGUGCUGCCCGGGGUUCUUCUGUCCCAAGGGCUUGGCGUGCAUGAUCCCGUGCCCCAUUGGAGCGUACUGCCCGUCCCCCGGGUUCCUCACCGAAGGCUCCUACACCACUUGCGACCCGUACGAGUACUCCCCUCCGUCGAAGGCGAUUGGGUGCGGCGGCGCGGACACGUGGGGCAUCGCGGGGCAGGGCGACCAGAUCUUCUGCCCCGAGGCCAGCUACUGCCCCUCCCCCACCGAGAUACGCACCUGCGACGCGGGGCGAUACUGCAGGAAGGGCAGCUCCGCGUCCCGCCGAUGCUCGCCGUUCGUGACUUGCGACCAGGGCACUGGAAACCAGGACCUGCAUUUCAUCGGUGUCGCCAUCAUCGUGAUCCUGUUCCUGGUCCUGAUCGUCAUCUACAAGUGCACCGACGGCCUGAUCAAGCUGCACGGCAAGGAGCGGCAGCGGCGGCGACUCCUCGCCUCGCGCGCGCUGCACAAGGUCGCCUCCACCGCCCUGGAGCUGAGCUCGGGGGGCUCCGAGAAGCGGCGGCCGGUGAACACGUGGCAGAAGGUGGUGACGUCAUCCGCCGACACGACCGCGUCGCUGCUGGAGCAGCCGGGCAGCCCCCCGACCGCAGAGGUUCGGAAUGAAGAAGAUGGGUAUUCGCCGCCCGAACCGUCGUCCCCUCUGCGGAAAGCGUCGGAUCCCGCAACGCGCUCCAUUGCGAUUCAGCUGGCGUCUGGCUCCCCUCGGGCGGUCGCCGCUUCGCCGAAAGCGGGGGCUUCGCUGGCGCUUGUGUCCCCGGUAGGCGACGGCGACCAAAGCGACGAAGACGAGUCGGCCGCCUCUACGCUGAGGUCGCCGUGGCGGAAGCUACCAAAGGGGCUGCCCCCGGAGGACUACCAGUACGUCUUCGAGCAGCUCGCUGCGCAGAAGCGGCGCGAUGGCGAGGCGCAGGAGCCGGCCGCGGGCGCGUCGCCCGCGGAGCUGGCGGCCCAGGCGGCGAGCGUGAGCGGGCGCGUGCCGCCGAUCGAGCUGGACAUCCGCCGCCUGGGGCUGCGCCUCAAGAAGAGCGGCAAGAUGAUCCUACAAGACGUCACCGCCAGGCUGAGGCCCGGCCGGGUGACAGCUGUCAUGGGCCCGUCUGGCGCGGGGAAGACGUCAUUCCUGACGGCCGUCGCCGGCAAGGAGACCCGGUGCACCGUGACCGGUACGGUGCUCAUCAACGGUCGGGAGGGCAGCAUCCAGUCGUACCGGAAGAUCGUGGGGUUCGUGCCGCAGGACGACAUUGUCCAUGGCAACCUCACGGUGGCCGAGAACCUGUCGUUCAGCGCCAGCUACCGGCUGCCCGUCGGCAUGGCGCGUCGCAACCGCGUGUUCGCGGUGGAGCGCGCGAUCUGGGCGCUGGGCCUGGAGUCGAUCCGCGACGCGCGCGUGGGCACCGUCGAGCAGCGCGGCAUCUCCGGGGGGCAGCGGAAGCGGGUCAACGUUGGGUUAGAGAUGGUUGCGGAACCGAGCCUGCUCAUACUGGACGAGCCGACGUCCGGCCUGGACAGCACGAGCAGCCGGCUGGUGGUCCAGGCCUUGCGGCGGGAAGCGGCGCGCGGCGUCAACGUGGGGGUCGUGCUGCACCAGCCAAACUACACGCUCUUCCGGAUGUUCGAUGACGUCAUGUUCCUCGCGAAGGGCGGCCGCGUGUGCUACUUCGGGCCGGUGCCCCACGUGGAGGCCUACUUCGACCGCCUCGGCUUCCACGUCCCCGACCGGACCAAUCCUCCUGACCACUACAUGGACGUUUUAGAAGGCGUCAUCAAACCCGAGAGCAGCACAAGCUGCACCCACGAAGACCUGCCGCGGCUCUGGGCCGAGCGGAAAAGCGCUCCGGCGGAAGAUUCCGAUCUGCCCAUCAGCAGAAGCGGAAGCGGACUCAGCGAGUCGGGUAUGCGCAAUAGAAAGGCGGAGCGGCCAAACGGAACGGCGGAUCGUCUGAACGGAACGCUGGACCGUCCGGGCGGAAAGGCAGACCGCCGGACCGGAACGGCGGAUCGCGCGGAAGAGGCCAGUAGCAGCGGGUCAGAGUGGAACGGAGACGCAAGCGAUGAGAUCAUCAUUCUGCCGGAGGAUACGAGCCUCGCGCGCGUGUUUUUGCUUAAGUGCUCCCGAAAGGCGCGCCGGUGGGCGCGCGCGCGCCAAGAAGAGCUGUGGGAAGCGUGCCACCCCGCGGCCGACUACUCGGGGCGGCGCACCCCGGGCUUCCUCCGCCAGUACAUAGUCAUACUGAAAAGGACCGCGCGGCAAAAGUUCCGCGAGCCGCGCGUCGCACUGCAGGACUACAUCAUUCUGCUCAUCACGGGCGCCGCGCUGGGCUUUCUGUCGACCACUAACGACGACCAAAUGGGAGGCUUCUCCGCGCACUCCAAUUCCAUCCUCGCAGUUGGCCUCCUGUGCAUGAUUGCCGCGCUUCGGACCUUCAGCCAAGACCAGCUCAACUACUUCCGGGAGGCCGCCUCGGGGAUCAACAAGACCAGCUACUUCCUUGCCAAGGACGCCGUUGACCUGGUCCACGUGCUCCUGAAGCCCCUCUUCUACCUGAGCCUCUUCUACUUUUUCAACAACCCGCGCUCCACUUUUGAGGCCAAUUACGGCAUCACGGUCGCCAUAGCGUACUGCACCACGGGGGUCGCUUAUAUCUUCGCGAUAGCGAUGCAGCCAGCGGCCGCCCAGCUGAGCUCCGCCGUGUUCGCGUUGGUGUCGGUCCUCCUCGGGUCGCGGCGGCGGCCGCGGUCCGUCGUCAUCCGCGCGCUCUAUGACCUCACCUACGCGCGCUGGGCGCUCGAAGGAUACGUGGUGGCGAACGCGGAGAGGUACGCCGGAGUCUGGCUGCUCACCCGCUGUGCGGUCUUGGCGCGGAUGGAGUAUGACCUCAGCAACUACGUCCGCUGCGUCUUCAUGCUGUUCCUCUACGGCUUCCUCGCGCGGUGCGGGGCGCUCUUCUGUCUCCACAUUUGUCACAGGGAGAAGCAACGGUAGAGGUAGACAACCGUGAUAUAUCUAACAAAAGCGUCCUUGAUGACUGGACCGUAACUCGGACUCCACCUUGAUUACCUUAUCCUGAACAGCGAGCGUUUAUGAAAUGCCAACAUCAAAGUCGGAUAGGAUUGCACGCUGCAAGGUAGAAAAGUAUCACUGCUAGACUUUGAACAAAUAGAUCAAACAAACCCUGAUUAAAACGCAUCUUUGUAAGUGAUCUGCAGGAUGGCAACAGGGAAACAAAGACCAUGGACGGGUAAUUCCAGUAGAUAGACAUGGCUCACCGCGCCCAGGUGUCAGGAUUCAUAUUAGUCAUAUCAUUACGAUACUAAGAUGGCGGCUGCAGGACUAUGUAACAGUCAGAGGCUACCUGAUAUUCAGUGUAUGAGUGUAAGGUGACAGUCAACGACCAUGCUAGCUCAGUGCCCAAAACAACAAAAGCUUGUGACCCAAUUCGUUGUACACAUCAGCGUAAUACCAUUCCACUUGGG
Messenger RNA from Klebsormidium nitens, 4668 nucleotides. NCBI's taxonomy places the organism in Eukaryota, Viridiplantae, Streptophyta, Klebsormidiophyceae, Klebsormidiales, Klebsormidiaceae. The record is from the annotation of a GenBank genome assembly.